Molecule: messenger RNA, 876 nt
Organism: Ambispora gerdemannii
Lineage: Eukaryota; Fungi; Glomeromycota; Glomeromycetes; Archaeosporales; Ambisporaceae
Source: the annotation of a GenBank genome assembly
AUGAAGAUUAAAGGUGGUGGACUAAAAACAUGGGUGAAAACUCGUUGGGGAUCUUUAUAUUUGACUACUGAUUCGAUGCUUCAUGGAUGUCCUGUAUUUGAUUGGGCAAAAGUUAGUAAUUUGAUAUCUGAUGAAGACUUUUUCACUACAUGUCAGUUGGUGCGUUCAGUAUGGCAGACUAUUAAGGAAGUUAUUUAUAUGUUAGAAGCUAAGGAUGCAACAUUAGCCGAUUGUUUUAUCUAUUUAAUCAAGUUAAUCAUAGAAUUUUUGCAUCCUCUUUAUAUUUUGGCAUAUUAUAUUCAUCCGCAAUAUAGAGGAAAGGGCUUAAAAGUUAAUGGAUUUCACAAAGCAGCUCUUACUUCUCUUGAGCUUUGGCAAAAUCUUGAACAUACUCGAUCAGAAGCUGAAUUGGUGCAUAGAAUCUUUUCAAUUAAUCCUACACAAGCGAAUUGUGAAAGAAAUUUUUCAACAUUAAAAUGGAUGGGGGAACGACAAACAAGCUUGGGUCUAAAUAAGCUAGAAGGAAUGGCUAAAAUUAGAUCAUAUUAUAUGACUAAUAUUCAAUAUGAGCUAAGCUUUUUUGGUAAAGAGUUAACAGAGGCUGAUCUUCAGGAUGCGUGUAAUGUGACAUCAAUCAGUAAUAUUAUGAAUUAUGAGGAGGAUCAAAUAAGAGUUAGUGAGAAGAGUUUAUUAGAUAACGUAAUAUUGAAUUAUCCUACAACCUUAUUAAUUGAGGAGAUUAUUGACUUGACAGCUGAAGAAAAUUUGGAAUCUUCCAUAAAAAUAGUUCAAGUUAUUUCUUCUGCUGAUUUGGAUUAUGAUCCGCAUGAUAUACUAAAUAGUUUUUUAGAACAUGAAAAUCAAAACAAUAGAUAA